Messenger RNA from Ctenocephalides felis (cat flea), 1809 nucleotides. Its product is annotated as diacylglycerol kinase epsilon-like. The coding region runs from base 95 to 1672 and encodes 525 amino acids. NCBI's taxonomy places the organism in Eukaryota, Metazoa, Arthropoda, Insecta, Siphonaptera, Pulicidae. Gene Ontology annotation, molecular function: ATP-dependent diacylglycerol kinase activity. The transcript is spliced from 11 exons. The record is from RefSeq and is a predicted model, not a curated record.
CAUGUCUUUUUUAAAAGCUUUAUUACCAAGAUCAAUAAUUUGCAACCUUGAUUAAUUCUAUUAUAAUGCCUUAAAUAAUCAAUAAAUUGUUAAGAUGGAUUUCUUAUGGUUUCUAAGUUGCUGUAUUAAUUGGCCGUUAAUAGUGGGAUUAUUAAUAUUAUUUAUUGUAGUGAAUUUUAUAAAACUUUUCCUAGAUGAAGGACCUGUUCCAAUUAGAGAUUUUGAUAAAAAUCAUAACUGGCAACAGUGGGUUCCCGCGACAUAUAAAACACAUGCUCGUUUUUGCGCUGUUUGUGAUUCCUUGCUUGUAACUACUUCAAGUUUUUAUUGUGAUUGUUGUGGAGUCUGUGCUGAUAAACCUUGCAUUAAAAAGCAGAUAACGAUAUUAAAUGACUUGAAAUUAUACUUUAUAUUUCUAACAUUAGGCACAAUUGCAUCGGUCGAUGGAACAGAAGAGUGUGCAAUCUGUAAUAAUGAAUUUACAGAUCCUUGGAAAGGAGAUUUUCAUUGUUGCUGGUGUCAUAGGAAUAUUCAUGGCACAUGUUUAUCAAGAAUUCCUGAAACAUGUGAUCUCGGUCCUUAUCGCUUGAUGAUAGUACCACCAACCAGUAUUAAACCUACAAAAAUCAGAACUCGCAUGAGAAGGAAACAAACAAUUAUUUCUGUGAAUCCACCUGAAUGGCCUGGUUGGAGUCCAUUGAUAAUAAUUGCUAACAAAAAAUCAGGAAGUAGUGAUGCUGAAGAAAUUUUAUCAUUAUUUAGAUUUAUUCUGAAUCCUAUUCAAGUUAUGAUUAUAGGAAAAAAUCGAACACCAGCUCAAGCUUUGCAUUGGGUCAAAUUAGUUGCUCCAAAUGUGUGCCGAAUCCUUAUAGCAGGUGGUGAUGGAACUGUUGCUUGGGUUCUGAAUACUAUUCGAGAAAUGAAACUUAAACCAGAACCUUUAGUAUCAAUAUUUCCACUUGGUACGGGAAAUGAUUUGUCUCGAUCUUUGGGUUGGGGUGCAGAACCUCCAGAUAUUAUUCAACCAGAAAUAAUAUUGCAAAAGAUACAAUCCGCCGAUACAAUUAAUCUGGACAGGUGGGAUGUAGAAAUAGCAAAAUGCACCAGGCUUACAUCAACACUCUAUACACAGACCAAAGUUUUAUAUAAUUAUUUAAGUAUUGGUGUUGAUGCAGAAGUGACAUUAGGAUUUCAUAAAGCACGUGAAAGUAAAUUCUAUUUGAUGAGUAGUAGAUUAAUUAACAAGUUUCUUUAUUUGUGUUAUGGAACUCAACAAGUUGUUGCACCCACAAAUAAAGGAUUGGAGCAAAAAUUAGAAUUAAUUUUGGAUGGUCGAGUUAUAAAUUUACCACCAGUAGAAAGCAUUGUGCUAUUGAAUAUCAAAUGCUGGGGCGCUGGGGUAAAAUUAUGGGAUAUGGGCGAUGCUGAUGGUACAGUGCAAAGCCCAAGUGAUGGUAUUAUCGAAGUUUUGGGAAUAACUUCAUCAUUCCAUAUCGCUCAAUUACAAGUUGGACUAUCUCAGCCAUUAAGGAUAGGCCAAGCACGUGUGAUUGAGGUGAGGCUACUUAAACCGACACCUGUUCAAAUAGACGGCGAGCCUUGGAUUCAAGCUCCCGCAAAUAUAAAAAUAUCUUUAUCAGGACAGGUUAAAGUUCUUAAGGUGGUUUCUUAAUUAGGUAGCAAAUUAUUGAAGGUAUAAAAUGGCUGCAGAAGUUUUGUCUGCGAUUGGUUUAGAUAUAUCUUCUCCAAAAGGUGGUCUCAUUGGUAUCCGAGAAGAACAUGGCUCUGAUGCACACUUCAUUAUUAGCU